Coniosporium apollinis CBS 100218 is the source of this 1593-nucleotide messenger RNA. RefSeq lists its product as uncharacterized. Bases 1 to 1593 code for a protein of 530 amino acids. Lineage: Eukaryota; Fungi; Ascomycota; Dothideomycetes. The transcript is spliced from 2 exons. The record is from RefSeq and is a predicted model, not a curated record.
AUGGCCGAGCCCGUGGAUGCGCAGCCGAAAGAAGCGUUUCAGUACUGGGGCUACCUCUUCAAGCCCGACAAGUGCGGUACAGAGCUGCUGAACAGGCUGCUUGCCGGCAUUGCAGACUUCAUAAGUCGCAACCUCGACCAACCCAGCGAUGGACCCGACAUCACCCCGUCCCAGCUCGCCGCCUUCUACCGCGCAGUCGGCGGCGACUACGACAUCCUCUUCAUCGACACGCCCCCGCAGUCCAUGGCCUUCAUCUACAAGUCGCUCGGCUGCCUACACUCGCUCCAACCCACGCCUACCGACGAUGGCUACGGCACGCCUAAUAUACCCGCGCUGAAGAAGAAGGGCUUCGUGACCUGGCAGACCAUCCAGCUGCUGCUGGGCCCCGAAGAGCAUGUCCCUUUCCUCCAAAACGCUGUCGCUACGCUCGACAUCAUCGACCCGAGCACCGGCCAGCCUUUCCCGAAGCUCCUCCCCACCGAGUCCUUCCCCAGAGAGCCGGACGCAGACAUGGUACGCUGGUACGAAGGCGUCUCAGACCGACUACGCCAACAAUGCGAAGCAGAAGAGCAACCCCCCACCGACGGCCGCCAAGGGGGAGGCGAGCGACGCGCACGAAGCCCCGAUGACAGCUCAGCAGACGAGCGCAACGGAGCCGCGGCCUACUUCCGCGACCCCCUCUACCGCAACCAACGCAACCGCCCCACCAUGAUCCGGCGCUAUUCGAAAAACCCGCCUCGCUCCCCGCGCGAGUUCAUCAAGGGCGUCCGCCACGCCUGGGCGCCGCAUCUGCCCUGGAACCGAACCACCGAGCGCCAGCGUGGCUUCGCCGACCGCUACACCCCCGACGACGGCGACGACGAGGAGGAUGCGACCCCCACAGGCCUGCAUCGAUACGCCACAGCGCCCUCACGCAGCUCGCCGCCGUCGCAUCAGCAUCAAGCACAGCACUCCCAGCAGCCGUACCAGCCCCAACGACCCGCCGCACCCUCGCGCCAAGAGACCCGCAUCAGAGCCGGCAGCCUGGUGUCGACAGAGUCGACCUCGGAUUCAGACACUCCGGGUCAGACACUCCGGCACCGGAGAAGCCACGAACCCUCGCACAGCCCGCGCGAGUACCUCCCGCACAUCUACGAGCCUGGGUCCGGGCGGCGGUAUUCGGCUGACUACGGCCGAGACGGCGAUGUGCCUAUGCCUCCCACGGCGGCGGCGGCGUCGUCUGCGUACGGGCCCUCGAAAGCUCCGCUGUUCGCGGCGCAGGUUGCGCAACUGCAGCCUGCGCAUGCGUAUUAUGCCAAUUACGGGAGGCCGGUGACGAGUGGGAGGAGUGGCUAUAGUGGAAAUAGGCCGGCGACGAGGUACAAGGAUGAGGAAGUACUGGACGGCAGGAGGAGGGCCGAGAGCUGGAGGGAAGGGUAUGUGCGAGCAGCGGCUGAUCUCAGGGAGCCGUCAUGGGAGCGAGAGACGGAGCGGGAGAGGCAUCGUGGUGAGAGGGACAGGGAUAGGGAGAGGGUGAGGAUGGGGCACAGGCACGUGCAGUCUGUGGAUGGCGUUGGGGGGAGGAGGUAUCCAGCUGAAGCCUCGUGGCGGUAG